AAACUCUUUCAGAAACCCCGAGAAGCAGUAUCGGAAAAAAUGCUGCUCCGGUCGAAUCGCACCGUCGAGCAGCUCCGCAGAAUCUCCACUUCAUCGGUUUCUGCGUAUCUCACUUCUCCUUCCUCUUCACAACGUUGCAAUGGUGUUCGAAGCUACCUACCACACAGAGUAGUAGCGACGGAGAGUGCUUUCUCUGUUCAUAUUUCUCGAUUCUAUUACUCUGUUUGCGUGAAUCCGCGAAAUGAGAAUCAAUACACGACAACAUCAUCACCGGUUUCUUCACGGAGGUUGAUUAGCGUCAGAAAUAUGUCACGGCGGAGGAAGACCGGAAAAAGAUCGCCGGCGACGGAUGCGGCGUAUUCUUCUGCUGUUGAUUUGGCGCUGGACUCGGUGGUGAAGAUCUUCACCGUUUCCACGAGCCCUAGUUACUUCCUUCCUUGGCAGAAUAAGUCUCAACGAGAAUCCAUGGGCUCUGGAUUUGUAAUAUCGGGAAGAAGGAUUAUAACCAACGCGCACGUGGUGGCUGAUCACUCCUUCGUGCUUGUGAGAAAGCACGGAUCGCCUAUAAAGCACAGAGCAAAAGUUCAAGCGGUUGGCCAUGAAUGUGAUUUGGCGAUUUUGGAAAUCGACAGUGAAGUGUUUUGGGAAGGGAUGAAUCCGUUGGAGCUAGGAGACAUACCUCUUCUUCAGGGAGAAGUGUUUGUAGUUGGAUAUCCUCAAGGUGGUGACAACAUAUCUAUUACAAAAGGUGUUGUGUCUCGAGUUGAACUCACGCAGUAUGUUCACGGAGCCGCGCAGCUAAUGGCUAUACAAAUAGACGCAGCGAUUAACCCCGGAAAUAGCGGUGGCCCGGCAAUCAUGGGAAACAAAGUAGCCGGCGUAGCGUUUCAAAACCUUUCAGGUGCUGAGAACAUGGGCUAUAUAAUCCCAACACCUGUGAUUAAUCAUUUCAUAACUGGUGUUGAAGAAAGCAGUAAAUACAUCGGUUUUUGCUCGAUGGGUGUAUCAUGUCAGUCUAUGGAGAAUGCUCAAAUCCGGAGUAUAUUCCAGAUGAGUUCAGAGAUGACUGGUGUUCUUAUAAGCAAGAUCAACCCUUUAUCGGAUGCUCAUAGAAUUUUGAAGAAAGAUGAUGUUAUUCUCGCGUUUGAUGGUGUUCCUAUAGCAAAUGAUGGAACAGUUCAUUUUCGGAGAAAGGAGCGGAUAACUUUCGAUCAUUUAGUUUCUAUGAAGAAACCAGAUGAAACAGCUUUGGUUAAAGUCUUGAGAGAAGGAAAAGAACAUGAGUUAGAAAUGACUCUAAGACCUCUGCAACCUCUGGUUCCAGUGCAUCAGUUCGACCAGCUUCCAAGUUAUUACAUAUUUGCAGGCUUUGUAUUCGUACCUCUCACUCAACCUUACCUUCAUGAAUAUGGAGAAGAUUGGUAUAACAUUUCUCCCCGCAGAUUAUGCGAGCGUGCAUUAAGAGAUUUACCCAAAAAAGCAGGUCAAGAAGUUGUCAUUGUCUCUCAGGUGUUAAUGGAUGAUAGCAACACAGGAUACGAGCGUCUUGCAGAGUUGCAAGUGAUGAAAGUGAAUGGAGUGGAAGUUGAUAAUCUAAGACAUUUAUGUCAGCUCAUAGAGAACUGCAACACAGAGAAUCUGAGAAUUGACUUGGACGAUGGGAGAGUGCUCGGCUUGCACUACCAAUCCGCAAGAGUUGCCACUUCUUUGAUCUUAAAACGACACAGAAUAGCGUCUGCAAUGUCAAACGAUUUGCUGAUGGAACAGAAUCCAGAAACUGAGUUGGCUUCUUGUUCUUCCGCGAAUCGGAGAAAGAAGGUUUUUGUGAUGUCGUCGCCGUGGGAGAUGCAACUAGUGGAAACGGCUAAAGAGGAACUUGAGAUUCUUCAGUGUCAAUAUCCCAACCGCUUCGCCUACCUCAAAUCCGACCUUCAAUCUUUCAUUUCCGACCUCCGUGAAGAUCACGCGCCGCCGUGUGCCUCCUCCUCUCCCCUCAUCCUCACUCAAGAGUCAUCAAAUUGUCCGAAUAAGCAGAAACACAAGAAGAGAAAGUACACCGUAGACAAAUUUGGAGACCAAGAACCGUCAUCAACAGUAAAGAUCCACAAGAACAACAACAAGAUGGUUAAGAGAGUGGUUAAAAAGAGGAAAACUAGAGUUGAACUGGUUCUUGAAAGGGCUCAACUUUGUCUCCAGAAGAUUAGAGACGUGAAAGCCUCUUUGUGUUAACCUUUUUUUACAACUUUUUCUUCUUCUUGUUUGGGUUGAACUGUAAGAAAAAUAGUACGGACCAAGUAAAAUGUUUUGUAAGUGAUGGACUUUGAAUCCUCCUCGAAACUAGGUCUAGUAGUUCAAAAAAAUAUACAACAGUCUCUUCUUUUCUCUCCAUGAGAAAGAAAAUUUCCAUUUUUGAGUCUCCAAAUUUCCUUAUUUUUAUUUUUCUUG
This is a messenger RNA of Thlaspi arvense, 2445 nucleotides long. The record is from the annotation of a GenBank genome assembly. Lineage: Eukaryota; Viridiplantae; Streptophyta; Magnoliopsida; Brassicales; Brassicaceae.